Messenger RNA from Passer domesticus (house sparrow), 4818 nucleotides. It is a transcript of the gene ZNF639, whose product is annotated as zinc finger protein 639. Gene Ontology annotation, biological process: regulation of transcription by RNA polymerase II. Gene Ontology annotation, molecular function: RNA polymerase II transcription regulatory region sequence-specific DNA binding; DNA-binding transcription factor activity, RNA polymerase II-specific. The record is from RefSeq and is a predicted model, not a curated record. Lineage: Eukaryota; Metazoa; Chordata; Aves; Passeriformes; Passeridae. The transcript is spliced from 6 exons. Bases 469 to 1911 code for a protein of 480 amino acids.
CGCCGGGGAGGUGAGCGGUGACUCACGGCCUGGCCCGCGGCUCUCCCGGUGCGGCCCCGGGCCGGGCCCUCUCCCGCCGCCCCUGCGCGGUCGCGGUCGCGGUCUCGCCCCUGCCCGCGGCUGCCGGCGGGGCGGAGCGGAGCCUUUGCCGCGCUCCCGCCCGGGGCUCCUCGUGCGGCCUCCGCGCAGGCCGCGCCGCCCCGGGGCCGGUCGCGAUCCCGGGGCUCGGGGCCUGGAUCCCGCUUUUCCGGGCCAGGAAAGCCGCUGGAAUAGAACCACGCGCCUUGCUGCCCCGCGGUCCGACCCGUGCCGAAAAGGUUGAGCUUUUCACGCGCCUUACCUGGGGUGAAAAUCUUCUUGAGCUGAUGCAUUCACUACAUUUGGAAGCUGUACAGUCAUCAGCUUCCUAGCUGCUCUGCUUCUUGAUACUGAAGAGUCUAGGAUUUUUGUUCAUGUAGAUUGUCCAAAAUGAAUGAACAUCCUAAAAAGAGGAAAAGGAAGACUCUGCAUCCUUCUCGUUACUCAGAUUCUUCAGGUGCAAGCAGAUACAUAGACAACAGUGGGAUUUUUUCUGACCACUGCUAUAGUGUCUGUUCCAUGAGACAGCCAGAUAUAAACAGAGGCAGAUUCCACAGUCCUGUGCAGAGCCUGGACACGGAUGAUGACGGGAGUCCCGUGCAUGCCGGGAGCUCUCACUGGAGCGGGGCACACUCAAACGUUGGGAUGCACUGCACAGACCCUAAAAGGAAGGAUAAAGGUAAAGAAAAAGGUACUAACAAUGGAAUGUGCAGAGAUUUAUGUGACUCACCUAUAUUCAGUGACAGCCCCACAGAAGAAGAGAAGCCUCUAGAUAUCCAAACUGUAGAAAUUUCUACAACAGAAGUGAAUGCUGUAGAAGUUCACGAUAUAGAAACACAGACUGUGUCACCUGAGAAGCUGGAAGCUGAGGACCUUGAGGAAAUCCCUCUGGAGACCUGUAAAAUCUUUGAGAAGAACCAGGCUUUGAAUAUCACAGCUCAACAGAAAUGGCCCUUGCUGAGAGCCAACAGCAGCGGCUUGUACAAGUGUGAGCUCUGCGAGUUCAACAGCAAGUACUUCUCUGAUCUGAAGCAGCACAUGAUCCUGAAGCAUAAGACAUGUACAGACACUCAUGUCUGUAAAGUUUGUAAAGAAAGUUUCUCCAGCAAAGUGCAGCUCAUUGAACACGUAAAACUACAUGAGGAGGAUCCGUACAUCUGUAAAUACUGCGACUACAAAACGGUGAUUUUUGAGAAUCUGAGUCAGCACAUAGCAGACACUCACUUCAACGACCACCUCUACUGGUGUGAGCAGUGUGAUGUGCAGUUCUCCUCCAGCAGCGAGCUGUACCUGCACUUCCAGGAGCACAGCUGUGACGAGCAGUACCUGUGUCAGUUCUGCGAGCACGAGACAAACGACCCCGAGGAUCUGCACAGCCACGUGGUGAACGAGCACGCCUGCCGGCUCAUCGAGCUGAGCGACAGCUACAACAGCAAGGAGCGUGGCCAGUACAGCCUCAUCAACAAAAUCAGUUUUGACAAAUGCAAAAACUUCUUUGUGUGCCAGGUGUGCGGCUUUAGGAGCAGGCUGCAUACGAAUGUCAACAGGCACGUAGCUAUUGAGCACACCAAAAUAUUCCCUCAUGUUUGUGAUGACUGUGGGAAGGGGUUUUCAGGUAUGUUGGAAUAUUGCAAGCACCUAAGCUCUCAUUUAUCUGAAGGGAUUUAUUUGUGUCAAUACUGUGAAUAUUCAACAGGACAAAUUGAAGACCUUAAAACUCAUUUGGAUUUCAGGCAUUCAGCAGAUUUGCCUCAUAAAUGUACUGAUUGUUUAAUGAGGUUUGGGAAUGAAAAAGAUCUUUUAAGUCAUCUUCAGAUACAUGAGACAGUGUGAUUGCUUUCUUUUUCUGUAAUCAAUUUGUUAGAAUUGGAAUUAAUUUCCAGUCACUGGAAUGUGAUAUUAAAUACAAUUUUAACAGCAAUUUUACAUUUCUAAUGUUUUCAUCUUUAUAUCAGCCAAGCAUGUAGAGCACUUGGUGUUGUGAAUUUCCUUGUCUAGGGGUUUCAGUAGGAAUAAUCACAUUUACACUGUGAUGGAUCAGGUUUUGGGGGGAGGGACAGUGGGAGUAAUUGCAUGUUGUGAUACCAGUUCUGGUGGUCAUCCUGCUCUUUCCUGUCUAGUGUACAAGACCACCUCUCGUGAGUUUAAAAAGGCACAAAAACAAAGCAAAUAUCUAAUUCCAUGCUUAAAUAACCCAGUACUGGUCUCAGUUCCACAUCCAGCUCAUGUUACCCUGGGUGGCAGCAGGUCACUGCGCUGGUGUUCAGCAGUAGCACUGGCCUGACAAAGAUAAGGGUGCUCCAAAAGUUCCCAGGCAUGGACAUCUCCAGAUUCACAUACCAGCCUUCAUUUCCCACCUCAUGCUCCUGAUAAGCUUUUUCAAUUGUCCUGUUUUUCUCCUGGGACACCUUUCUGACCUCACUGUUCACUUUGUUCUGUGUAAGUCCCAUCUGUGGGACUGUCCAACACAUGCACAACACACUCUUCCACAUAUAUACUACACAACUUCCACAUGAUAUUCCCUUUAUUUACCUUCAGUUCUUGCCUUUUAAUGCACUGAGGAGAAACACAUUGCUUGGGUUUGGAUUGGAUCAUGUUCUAAAUAGUAAUUGCAAAAGGAAUUUGCAAUGAUCCUUCUGAGAAUGUACAAAAUUAAUUUCUUAUAUAAAAUCCUGAUAUAGCUCUCACUGAAAUUAUGGAUGUCACCAACCUCUGACUAGAGAAAACUUCUAGUAGUCUAUGUUAUUGUAGUAAUUCUGUAUAAUUAUCUUUUCACCACUAGUAAUUUGAGGAAUGUUAUUUUAACUAUAAAUUUUUAACUUUUAUGUACGGGCUUAAAGACCAGUACAUUACAAAAUUUUUGCUAAUCACUCUCAAAUUAUUUCACACAUUUUAUAUUAUACAAAGCACUAUCCUGCCAUUGCAAUUAUUGGAAGUGAGUUUUUGCAGUUCAUUCUGUAGCUCUAUAUCUGAAUGGAUACUUGGACAGAUAAAAAAAACAAGAGUGGGGUCACUUAGAUCAAUGCUAGAUACCAUGGUGAAAAUAUUCAUAAUAAUUACUGGUGGAGUUUACAUUUCUUUCUUCAUUGAUUGUAAAUUUGUAAUGUAGGAUUGUCUAAUGCAAGCUUUGUGUAGAGAUAAUUAAUGUAUCAAACAUCUCUUGAUCAGUGAGGUUUGGUGUUAUCAGCUUCAAGGUGUGCAAGAGUCUUUGGAUUUGAUUUUUAAAGCUAAGGAUAAAACUUGGCUGAAUGUUGUUGAUUAAUGGAAGUUCUGAUUUCCAGAGAAGUAUUUCUGGAAAGUCUUAUGAACCACUUAGUGUUUAUUUUGUUGUGAGAGGAAAGACCAUUUCUAUCACUUUGAAAUGCUGAUAUACUACUAGAUUUGGUGUUUGUCAUUGAAAGGGCAACCUGAAGGUGUCUUGCUGUAUUUUAUUACUCCCUUGUUUAUAGAAUGAUAGUAUCUGUGGUACAAUUGCUGAUUUCCUAUUUUGAACACAUUCUUCCCUGGUUGGCUUAAAAUGGUAGCAAUAAUAUAGUUAACAAAACACUAAGAUGAGUUAUUUUCUGUAUGGAAAGUUCAUUUUGCUCAUAUAUCUGAAUGGGGGAAUGCUGGUUCUCUGAAAACUUUGCUCCUGCUGAUGGCACAGAGGUGGAAUGGCACAGCUGAGCUCUGGAGAGAAAGCUGCUCUGGGAGACACACAAGAAGUGGAAAAAAGGCAUUUAAAAAUCUCCAAAAAUAAAUAAGGGGGCUUAAGAAGUGUGUUGUGUAAAUUGUGUAGACCAGCAGGAAAGGUGGUGUCCUGUGCCAGCACAGAGCCCUGUGACACAGCAAUCUUGCUUGUUGAUAUGAAUAACUUAAUAGCUGUCUUUGCGUUGGGUUAUUUCUGAUCUCUAAAAUGGGAAUCAAAACACUCCCCCACAGGAAUGCUGUGAAGCGAAAUCAUUCCAAACUAAAAUGCAGCGUCUAAACAGGAAAUGUAUCCAAGGUUAUUUUAGGUUGGAUUUUAUAAAUGAGGGACUAAUAUUAGUAUUUUCUUUGUAAUCUCUAUCAGGGAGUAAAUGGAAGUGGAUGGGAGUAGCAUGUCUCAUUUUAAAAGGGAACACAAGUCCACUGCUGGCUUCCACAUGAUCUGCCUGUUAAAGCAAGAAAGUUACUAAGUAGUAGGAAAAAUAGGUAAUGAGUGUGCCUGGAAUGUGGAAGGCUGAAGGGCAUGGCUGAGCCUGCCAAGGACAGGCGCGACAUUUGGGUUAUUUGGGUGAAGUGCAAGGUGAGUGCUCUGAGCCGAGCGCAGCUGCUCUGGUGCCAGCACAGCUCAUCUCAGUCCGGAGAGGCAGAAAUAAACUGUAGGGACCAGGACUGUGCCACUAUUUAUUAUUUUUCUCCAAGGCAGUGAGUAUCAAAUUCUGGUGGUUCACUGGUACUUGCAAGGUUCAGCUGUUUCAGGAGCAGCGUUCCAAGCAGAAGCUAUGCAAAAUCAUGAGAUUGGUUUUGGCAGUGUUUUGUAUUUGUGAGAGACCUGUAUUUGAUUCUUUGCUUUUCAGACUUUUGAACCCUUCUUUUCAAUGUGUGACUUGAUUUUAGGGGUAUUUUCCAACCAUAACAAAUCUGUGUGUCAGAUUCCUGGAUCAUAUUUCUUACUGAGCAAAAGACCUUUUUUAUGUGAAAGACUGUUGACUUCAAAGUUUACAUCCCACAAAUUAUUGCAAGAUCUUAAAAUACAGCGGAUUAGUAAUCCUCAAA